This is a messenger RNA of Lymnaea stagnalis (great pond snail), 6698 nucleotides long. NCBI's taxonomy places the organism in Eukaryota, Metazoa, Mollusca, Gastropoda, Lymnaeidae. The record is from the annotation of a GenBank genome assembly.
AGUGUUAUCUUGUCGCGGGCCACGAAACGACUCAUCGCCUCGGGCUACAACAACACAGUGACACGGCUGCUGAGCACACGACUGUGUCGCCAAGCUCCAGGUGUGCUGUCGUCUGUCGUGCGAGGUGCCAAGGCCACCAGGUGAGUACUACACGGGCGCGAACUCGAUAUAUAAUCCCAACAGCGACUUGCUUUGUCGGUUGUAAUAUCCUACUGAAACUCGCUUAGGGCCGACAGCAAGAUGUGAAGUGAAUGUAAUCUUGCUUACUUUGUAGGUGAAGGGUUUGAAAAGAUAUAACUUGAAUAUCUAACCCUGACUACGGAAAUUAUAUCAGGCUCUCUUGUAAUUAAGGUUUCGAACCCGGGGCCCCGCACGAUUUUUAGCAACGACUUGACGGUUGUCCCAUCCCGGGAGAUUGCCCCAUCCCGGGAGAUCGCCUUAAAUUAACCAGCUUGAUCCGCCACUGUAAUUUUUUUUUUAAGCAUAGGCAAAUAGGUUGCUUUUUUCCUUCUUCGUUUUUUUAAAUCCCUUACAUUCAAAAGGGGGGAGGGUGCUAAAUUGAACAUAAACAUGAGGUUCAGUGUUCAAAUAUUAACUUUAAGUCUCAAAUUUGACGCAUUGGCUAAGUAUACUAGUAAGCUGAAUUUCAAUGAAUAUAACAUGUCCCUUUCGUUUCACGUAAAGUAAAUGUUUCACAUAAAGUAUCGUAUCGCCUUGCGCGAAAUGUUUGUUGGUUGUUUGUAGCACGAUUAUAGCGGGCGGGGCUCUGGGGUGCCCAUGAAUGUUAAAAAUAAAAAAAAAUAACUAAAUAGGCAAAUGCCAUUUCCAGUUUGAAAACAUGUUUUCAACAUAAUCUCAGGAAUUUGUCGUGAAUUAAUUUUUAUUAUGAAAGUAUACAGUGCUGUUCCCCAAUUAGCAGGCAAUAUUCGACUGGGGUAGUAGCCUGGACUUGAGGUGCGUUUUGUUUAAAGUGAGGGAAGGUUGCUCAAUUCGUCAGCCUCACUCUCUCGUCCUUGCCUAUUUGAUACAUUGGCAAGACUUAGUCAAGACGACUAGUGGAAAUAGACCAGGAUGCUGAAGAUGACCAGCAGUGUGUGUGUGUUUUUUCUACUUUCCACGUGGUAGAAGUUGUAAUUGUUCAUUGUGUCAGUACCAUACCGCCCACGAAACUCACAUCUCCGUGGUUUGAUUUCAGAAUUUGCCUUCUCCUAGAUGAGUUGCCAUCCAAGGUUAACGCGCCCCAUCAACCCGGGGCAACCCGUCUAGAAACGUUAUCUGGGGAUUGCGUUAUCUGGGGAUUGAGCUUCCAGUCCACUAGCUUGGGAUCGGCUCAGGUUCGACCGCUCGGCCACCCAGCACCCAUCCAAAGUCAACAGUAAUGAAGCCUUAAAGUUGUAUGCCUCUUAUCAAUUCUUUUUUUUUCUUUUUCUUCAAACAGUGGUUUGCUUUACGUGAGUAGGAGCUUCAGGGUGACGCCCCCACAACGAAUCCACCAAGAGGGGCCGUACGGAGACCCCAAGACCACGAUGGAUUCCGGAAAAUCCCCAACCACCCCUUCGACAAUCACUCGGGCGGUAGGCGGGAAAGAAACCGGUUUCGGUCAGGUUCUCCUAGAAGGGGGCCUUUCGGGUGACAAGGGAUGUGGUGAUCCAUCACAGGUGACCGCCCUUGAAGUCGAGGGCGCGAUAAACGACGAGAAUUCCGGAAACGCGUCGGCUGAGAAUUCGCCCGCGGACGCCGGGCAUGGUGACGUCACAUCGCUUGCAGAAUCGGAGUUCGUGACCGGAACUGUGAGUCCGAUUGCAGACUUUGAAUCUCAGCAGACCGGACCCGUGGACGGCGAUACGGGAAACCAAACGCAAGAUUCGGAAAACCGAACACCGCCACCGGGUGAGAUCUCAACAAAAUUCAGAUAUCAACUUAAGACAUCGCCCACGAAUGCAGACACAACCCAGAAUCGGACCGGAAGCGAUAUUCACACACUGACCGAGAAUUUAAGGACAAGUUUCGGGGACAACUUCGGAAUGUUUAAAUGUCCGUUCUCCGACCAAGCCCUUCGGACAGCCGAUGAGAAAUCCGAACGGGCGCUGAUUCCCGGGAGGAUCAGCUCGAACUCGGGGACGGUCUCAGAAAUUUCCGAAACACCGCCUCACAACACCUGCGGCGCAACAGAACAAGAUAAUUCAUCGGGAACGAGCCUGGUGGGGGUGGGUCGUCAUGAGCUUUCAGAAAGCAAGAUGGCCGCGGACUCCGCUUCCGACAAAGGUUGGCGCAAUGGAGAUGGAGAUAUCGUAGUCGUGACCGGCGGUAACGGGUUUUUCGGUCAGCAUAUUGUCAAGAUGCUUCACCUGCGGGCCCCCCAUGUGAGCGAGAUCUGGGUUCUGGACAUCGCACCAUUUGAGCAAAAACUAGGUGAGUCCAUCUUUCUGUAGUCGUUGGCAAAUCUCAAGGUAUCGAGAUUAAACGUUAAUGUUUUCACACGUAUGGAUACCGCUCGUAGCACUGCUUUUUAAACUGAUCGAUUCACACGUAUGGAUAUCGCUCUUAGCACUGCUUUUUUUAACUGAUCGAUUCACACGUAUGGAUACCGCUCGUAGCACUGCUUUUUAAACUGAUCGAUUCACACGUAUGGAUAUCGCUCUUAGCACUGCCUUUUUUAAAUUGAUCGAUUCACACGUAUGGAUAUCGCUCUUAGCACUGCUUUUUUUUAAACUAAUCGAUAUUUAAAAUAAAAUUUCAAAAAAAGAUGCGGUUUAAUCUAUCUAUGGAACUGAAAUCGAACAAUCAAUUUCAGAUUCUAUUGACAUUGAUUCUUACAUGGGAUUAUAAAAUAUAUUUAGUAAUCAAUACAAAAAAAGGUGGGGGGAAAUGUGUAAGGUCUAAAUAUAAAUAAUAAAAGCCAUGUUUACCAACAUAUUUCAGACUUAGGGUCUAAAUAUAAAUAAAUGAAAGCCAUGUUUACCAAAAUAUUUCAGAUUUUGGGUCUAAAUAUAAAGGAAUGAAAGCCAUGUUAUGUAUACCAACAUAUUUCAGAUUAUGAAACCCAUGUUUACCAACAUAUAUUUCAGACUAUCAACCAACCAAGAAGGUCAAAUCGAUCAUCGGCGAUGUAACUGACGCAAGGUUCACGGCCUACUUACUGCGGGGGGCGACCUCAGUCAUUCACGUGGCCGGAAUCAUGAGUUGGGGAACGUUUCCAGACAUGGACGGCAUGGAAAAGGUCAACGUCAAAGGUCAGUUCAUUGACGUACUGGCGUCAAAGCGUUUUGUAAAGAGGACAGGACAGCGCGUCCUUCCAUAAUCAUCCCAUUUAAGGCAUGAAACUGGAUUCAGGGAACAAAAAAUGUUUUGGAAGGUUCACUGAAGACUCUUUAGACCGCCCAUAAGUAUAGUUACCACAAUGCAAAGAUCUCAUAAAGUACACUGUAGGACACAGGUCCGAAGCUUUGUACCCGUCUCAAACAAAAUUUAACAAACGGUAUCUAUACAUCAAGUAUAGUUUGGUGAUAUUGUUUAUCCGCCUCAAGGAAAUAGAACCGAACUGAUUGUAUUCACCUCUCCUUGUAUCUCACUAAAAGCAGGGGGAAAAAUUAGUGCGACUGCAGUACUCAUCUCAUCAUGAGGAGAAUAGAAAGGCCCCGGACACUAGCGACGCGGGCUUGUUCAAACCAAACGAUCAAUGAACCUUCUGAGACUUUUCUGAAACCCAUGUAAAGAACUCUUUACAACUUUUUUUUCUUUUUUUGCAGGGACCCUGAACGUGCUGAACGCUUGCCUCAAGAACAGCGUCAAGCGGCUCGUAUACUGCAGCACCGUCGACGUGGCCGUAGGCAGCCAGCCAAUCAGAGGAGGGGACGAAACGAACACGCGCGUGCCCGACAAGUUCCUGUUCCCGGGUUAUCCCGACACGAAGUAUCACGGGGAGAGACUCAUCCUGGGGUCCGGGCGCCCGAAGAGAGCCGACGGUCAGUUUAUUUUAUUGAAUAGGUUAAGGGCUGGACAUGACGUCUCCGGAAGGGGGGGGAGGCGCGUCAUCAAAUGGCAUCACUCAUGCUGAACAGUCCAACAACGUAAAUGUUAAAAAAAAAAUGACGUGCAGCUGACUCACAAAAUCAACCCCCCCCCUCCCCACCCACACUUUUUCCGUCUUUUCCACACACAAAACUUUCCGGACAAUUGACAUCGCGAUGUAAGAAAUUGCAGAACGUUGCAUGAAACUUUUGACAUGGCACUUCAAACAAAUGUUUGCAACUCCCAAAUAAAAAAAAAAUGACGUGCCGCUGACUCACAACACCAACCCCCCCCCUCCCCACCCACACUUUUUCCGUCUUUUCCACACACAAAACUUUCCGGACAAUUGACAUCGCGAUGUAAGAAAUUGAAGAACGUUGCAUGAAACUUUUGACAUGGAACUUCAAACAAAUGUUUGCAACUCCCAAAGAUGCUUUAAAAAAAAAAACGUUAUCAGACUCCCCCACACCACAGUAGUGCCUUCGUGCUAAUGCGCAUGCGUUGGUAGCAGCCGCGAGUUUGAAUAGUCAAGUCGCAUGAUAUUUAACUGAGCUUCCCGUGAUGCCUUCUUCUCCAGGGGGCCAACUGCAGACGGCGGUCCUCCGCGCCAACGUGUGUUAUGGAGAGCUUGACCAAUCCUAUGUGACCAACGCUUUGCGGAUGGCUGAACAGAACAAGGGAGUGCUCUACCAGGUAUAUGUCUACUUAACACCAUGCAAGGCUCAACACUGAACAAUAUCAGUGGCAAGGAGAUACGAACGGCCCAGUUGUAACAGGGACACCCCUCUUACAGGGCAUAUUUUAAAAGGGGACAAACCUCUCCCAACUGACCGGUUAUAACAGGGAAACCCAUCCGAAGGGCACGGUUAUAAAAGGGGAUCCCCUCCCGAAGUUUCAGUUCUAACAGGGACAAACCUUCGAAUGUCCCAGUUAAAAAUAGGGACAAACCUUCAAAUGGUCAGGUUAAAAUAGGGACAAACCUUCGAAUGGUCCAGUUAAAAAUAGGGACAAACAUUCGAAUGUCCCAUUUAAAAUUAGGGACAAACCUUCAAAUGGUCCAGUUAAAAUAGGGACAAACCUUCGAAUGUCCCAGCUAAAAAUAGGGACAAACCUUCGAAUGGUCCAGUUAAAAUAGGGACAAACCUUCAAAUGGUCCAGUUCUAACAGGGACAAACCUUCAAAUGUCCCAGUUAAAAAUAGGGAAAAACCUUCGAAUGGUCCAGUUCUAAAAGGGACACACCUUCAAAUGGUCCAGUUCUAAAAGGGACAAACCUUCGAAUGGUCCAGUUCUAAAAGGGACGACCCCCUCCCCCCACCCCCCCAUAUAGAUCGAGUGCUACAAAGGACACCCUUCCCAAAAGGUCCGGCUAUAGCAGGGACAUCAUUUCUAAUGGACCAGAUUUAAAGGGGCCAGAUAUAAAGGAAACCAGUUCUGAAAAUCCAUUAUAGCUGCACAUGGCCCCCAGCAUAAAAAAGGGGCUCAAAGGCCAGUGAGAAGGAGAUUGUAGGCCCUAAAAUAAUAUGAUGCUUCAGGUGGGUAAACAAGAGGGCAGGAUCUUCACUGAAUAGCACAUCCCCCAUUUUUUGAGAACCACUGUUUACAGUGACAUAGUGUGAGGGUGGGAUAAUAAAAAAUGGCCAUAAGGUAUGAAGCCUAUAAUAUUUUCACUGGUCAAAACACACUAGCUCUCCAACAAAAUUAUUUAUUAUCAGAUAUAGAUUAAGAGAGACACAGUUCAUUUUUAGUAACAUGAGUUUCUUGAAGUAAUUUAAAUUGCAGUUAGUCACAAAUCAAAUUAUUCCACACAAAAAAAAAAACUCCACCCCAAAGACACAAAAACACUGAAGAUAAUUAUUUAAUUUCACACUCCUUAACAAGAGAUCUAUGUCUCUAAACUUCUUUCAGGUCGGAGAUGGCUCUGCCAUGUUCCAGCAGGCUUACGUGGGCAACACAGCCUGGGCGUUCGUGUGUGCCGAUUCCGCGAUGAGGGAGAACCCAGAGCUCAGCAAUGAAAUCUUCUACAUCCCAGACAACACCCCCAUCCAGAACAGCUUCAACUUCAUAAGGCCCUACCUGGAGGCCCGGGGGUUCCAGCUCUCACCUAGACCCAUCAACUUCUCUCUGCUCCACGGAGCGGUGUCACUGGCUGAGGUCUUCGUGAAAGGGCUGUCUCCGCUCGUAAGGCUGAGUCUGCCUUUCCAGUCAUACACCCUCGCUUACAUCAACACAGAUCUCUACUUUAAUGGCUCCAAGGCCAGGAGGGUGCUGAAUUUUGAGCCUAUUUAUUCCCCCAACGAGGCCAGGGCGGCAUCGAUGAUUUACUAUAAAACCGUUGAUUUAGACGGAGGUCCUACAACGUGAAGAAAUUCAAAUUUAACAUGUGACUACUUGGUGGUUUGUAAGAGAUGCCCGGCUACUGCUGUCUUUAAGUCGGAUUACUUAUUGUUAACAGACUGCAUGAUUUUUGGCUCCUGUCUCAGCAUUCGAUGUUAUUUCUUGCAUAUUUAAAGAAAAAAAAAAUUAUUAUAUGUCGGCCUUUGAAUUUUGUUCUUCCAUUUAAAAAAUCUAUAACCAUUUUUAUAUUCAGCCAGUACACCCGGCAUUGCUCUGGUCUGUAGUUGGAAAAAACAGCCAAAGGGUUUUCAGCCUCUCAAAGUACCAAUCAAAAUUUAAAAUGUUCUCUUUU